GCUGACGUGAGGGCACAACUUGAACUGAGGCUAUUGACACCAAAAGCAGCGGCAGCAUUUGUAAAAGAAAACUUAGCCGGAUAUGCUCGAAAAGAAAUUAACGGGCGAGGCAAGGAAGUUGGUGAAGAUGCAGAGAAGAUUCUCGCAGUUUUGCUGAGAGUGUUUGGAGAUGGCAACACCCUACCACAGCUCCAGCAAAGGUUCUUUUCAUACAAGCAGAUGCCUCAGCAGGACCUAUUAAGCUGUUCACUGGAACUGGUGAGUCUCUAUGACAAUAUUGUUUCUCUUGAUGGUGCCUAUAGUGCAUGCAGAGAAAGCUCUCUAAAAAGCAGAUUGGCUGAAGCAGUCGUCGAUGAAAACCUAAAGAGAGAGUUAAGGAGACUUAAUAUCGAGUCACCCAAACUGGCUUUCUUUGAGCUUAGAGACAGGGCAGUGAAUUGGCUUGGAACUACAACGGAUAGAUAUACAAGGGAGGCCACUGUGAAGACCGUAUCAGCAGAGACCAAUGUUCUUGAACUCCUGAAGAAGCAAACUGCGCAGAUAGAGGCUCAACAAACGCAAAUAAACAAGUUACAAGAUCAGCUAAUCAACGGCAGAGGACAGAUGCCAGUGAGACGGUAUCAGCCAUCAAAUGGAAGACAAGAUCGGCGUUGUUAUGUUUGCGACCAACCAGGCCACUUCAAGUGUGAUUGCCCACAAAGAGUAAGAAGGUCUAGCAAUGCCAACAAGUUCAAUCCUUUAAACGAAAGGAGCCCAUCGUCAUGAGUCAGACGGUGGGCGGCCCGUUCAACGACUCGUUCCUACAGAAAGCAGUUGGGAAGUGCCCGGAAAUUUCAGUUAGGGUAGGUAAUGUUAGCCUUAGAUGUCUUAUCGACACCGGAGCUCAAGUGUCAACCGUCACAGAAAGCUUUUACCGAGAACACCUAGCGGAUAGAGAAACAGAAGACAUUUCAUCACACUUAAAGAUAUCAGGGGCACAGGGCUUAGAA
Messenger RNA from Anneissia japonica, 989 nucleotides. RefSeq lists its product as uncharacterized. The record is from RefSeq and is a predicted model, not a curated record. Gene Ontology annotation, molecular function: nucleic acid binding; zinc ion binding. The transcript has a single exon. NCBI's taxonomy places the organism in Eukaryota, Metazoa, Echinodermata, Crinoidea, Comatulida, Comatulidae. The annotation marks the transcript as partial.